AUGGGUUGGUUAUCAUUUGGCUCUCAAAAGACACAAGUUCCACCACCUGCUCCUCCUUUGACUCCACCAAAUUUAGAACAACGUUCCCAUCAGCAACUUCCUCAGCCUCCAUCGAGUGCAAGACAAUUAAUUAACGAUACUUCUGACAUUGAAACUACAUUAAACCAAUUAAGCUCAGAUUCCCCAUCUCAUGAUAUCAAACUUAAAAAUGCCAAUGAUGCAAACACCUUUAAGGAUGCCGACGCAACAGUCGGUGAGUUUAUUCAUAAUUAUCCUCCAUCCAACAUGUUUGUUAUAGAUGGUGAAAAGGAUAUUAAAGAAAGUAUUAUAUGUACAUCGAAUAGAGAUGGGGGUAAAACCUGUCUCAAGUUAAAGAUAAACUCAAUUGAAUUGUUUAAGAUUAUGCAAAAACAUGAAUACUUUUGUUCAUUACCCAACGAUAUCAAUGCUACUUAUUUCGAAUGUAGAAAAAUUAAAUAA
This is a messenger RNA of Lodderomyces orthopsilosis Co 90-125, 480 nucleotides long. RefSeq lists its product as uncharacterized. The record is from RefSeq and is a predicted model, not a curated record. The coding region runs from base 1 to 480 and encodes 159 amino acids. NCBI's taxonomy places the organism in Eukaryota, Fungi, Ascomycota, Pichiomycetes, Serinales, Debaryomycetaceae. The transcript has a single exon.